Messenger RNA from Magnolia sinica, 549 nucleotides. RefSeq names its product MADS-box transcription factor 50-like. Gene Ontology annotation, biological process: positive regulation of transcription by RNA polymerase II. Gene Ontology annotation, molecular function: protein dimerization activity; RNA polymerase II cis-regulatory region sequence-specific DNA binding; DNA-binding transcription factor activity, RNA polymerase II-specific. The transcript has 3 exons. The record is from RefSeq and is a predicted model, not a curated record. NCBI's taxonomy places the organism in Eukaryota, Viridiplantae, Streptophyta, Magnoliopsida, Magnoliales, Magnoliaceae. Bases 210 to 404 code for a protein of 64 amino acids.
CAGAAAAAAAGGUCUUGUCUGUUACUCUUUUCUGCAUUUAUUGGAGAGAGGAAAAAAAGGAAAGGGUUUGUGCAAGGUUGGUUAGUUGCCCUUUCUUUUUCAGGGUAAUAAAGCGGGUUUUGGUUUGCAAAAAAAUCGGAGCAUAUCUUCCAUUCUCGAUCUUGCUGGGUCGCUCAAGGGUAGAAAGGGAAAUUUGAGGAAAAGAGAAGAUGGUGAGAGGGAAGACGCAGAUGAGGAGGAUAGAGAACGCGACGAGCAGGCAGGUGACCUUUUCCAAGCGCAGGAAUGGGCUGCUCAAGAAGGCUUUCGAGCUAUCCGUACUAUGCGAUGCUGAGGUGGCACUCAUCGUCUUCUCCCCAAGAGGGAAGCUCUACGAAUUCGCCAACGCCGGGGCAGGAAGGUGAACCAGUGGACGAUUCACAAGGGCUAUGGCCCUAUCUUGAUGAAGACGAGUUGAAUAUGUUGAAUCACUAACAUAUCUGGUUGAACUUAUUUUAUUCAUUUAAUUAUGUCUUUGAAUAAAUUUUAAGUUCAGUAACUGAAAGUUAU